CUCCUAAGUUUACACUGUGGUAAUGAAUUUUUGCUGGUACUAUGAUUUUGCCCUUCUUUUAACUAAUCAUCUGCCUGUUCUGUCCUUUCUCUUGUUAUGCAAGAGACAAGAUUUAGUGGUCUCCUCACUGAACCAAUAUAUCAAAUUUUGCAUGAACAUAAUCAGGAAAAAAUUGUAUGCAAUAUUCUUGAGGAUGUUUAUGUUCAAUCAGGAAAAAAGAGAACUUAUGCAGUACUCUGUGGUAUCUUUAUAUUUGCAAUAUCAAUAUGUCUGGCUUACAUCUCCCAACAUUCCGAUAUUUUUACUAACAGAUGUAUGAAUGAAGAGCUUUCUAUUCUUCCACAUCUUUAGCUCUUUCAUUGUUUUAUCUGGCAUUAAAUUGUCAUUAGCAGCUGAUACCAUUAGUCCGGCACAAUUCAUCCAUGAUGGUGAGAAGUUAAUUUCAUCAGCCAAAAGGUUUGAGCUAGGCUUCUUUUCUCCUGGAAGCUCAAAGAACAGGUACCUCGGAAUAUGGUACAGGAAAAGCCCUGAGAUGGUUGUGUGGGUUGCAAACAGAAACAGACCUAUUAUAGAUCCUCAUGGAGCCUUAACCAUUAGCAAUAAUGGAAACCUUGUCCUUCUUGAUCAAAGAAAGGGCAUUGUCUGGUCUUCAAGCAUAUAUAGAAAAGUAAAGAAUCCAGUGGCAGAACUCUUGGAUUCCGGAAACUUUAUUCUCAGAGACAAUUUAAGCACCAGUUCUGACAGCUAUCUGUGGCAAAGCUUUGAUCAUCCAUCAGACACAUUGUUGCCAGGCAUGAAGUUGGGCUGGGACUUAAACGCUGGUCUGGAGCUAUACUUAACGUCAUGGAGAAGUGGUGAUGAUCCAUCCUCUGGAGACUUUACGUUCAGACUUGACAUUCAUGUGUUACCUCAAACGGCCAUAUACAGGGGAUCAAUUAAAUUGGCCCGAACCGGACCCUGGAAUGGCGUUUACUUUGGAGGCACUUCUGCAAACCCAAAUUUGCUUUUUGUACCAAUUUUGGUACAUAAUCAGGAUAAGAUUUAUUACAGGUAUGAGUGUUUCAACAAUCCAAUUAUUAUGCUAUUAAAAAUCAACCAAUCAGGAAUGAUGCAGCGUCUAAUAUGGAAAGAGAGGAGCGCUGGAUGGGAUAUCGUGUACUCAGCUCCAGAAGAUUUGUGUGAAAAUUAUGGUAGGUGUGGUGCUAAUGGUGUUUGCAGCAUUGACAAAACACCUAUUUGUGAAUGUUUGAAGGGUUUCAUAUCCAAGUCAGAACAGAAUCAGUCUUCAGCUAUAACAUGCGUGCCAAGUUCCUCAUUAGAUUGUACUAGUGGAGACAGGUUCACAAAGCUUGCUGAUAUUAAAUUGCCUGACCUUCUAGAGGUCUCACUUAAUGAGAGUAUGAAUCUCCAGGAAUGUGAGAACAAGUGCUUGAAGAACUGUUCUUGUAGAGCUUAUGCCAAUUUCAAUGUUACCAGAGGCAGUGGCUGUUUGAUGUGGUUUGGUGACCUGAUUGAUAUCAGAAAGCUCCUCGAAACCAAAGGGCGACAGGAUGUAUACAUACGAGUAAAAGCUUCAGAAGUAGGUAUGUUUAUUUUCAUAGUGCUACUCUUUUAA
Messenger RNA from Pistacia vera, 1615 nucleotides. Its product is annotated as G-type lectin S-receptor-like serine/threonine-protein kinase At4g27290. The record is from RefSeq and is a predicted model, not a curated record. NCBI's taxonomy places the organism in Eukaryota, Viridiplantae, Streptophyta, Magnoliopsida, Sapindales, Anacardiaceae. The transcript has a single exon. Gene Ontology annotation, biological process: recognition of pollen. Bases 320 to 1615 code for a protein of 431 amino acids.